CUUUGCUGUUAGUUUUGAAAUUUGUCAGUUGUUUUCGCGGUACGAACUGUGGUGACUAGUAAUUGAUAAUAGAAACAUAACAAAUAUUGUACGAUGACCACGUAAAGCAAUUUCGGUUGGAGUAAGAUGCGAAUUUAGAGAAAACAUUGGACGACCACUGAAUGAAUGCAAUCUACGCUAGAUUUGAAGCUGUUUUUGGGGCGUCCUUUUAUCCCUCCGGUUUGUUGUGAUUGGUCAAAAUGUAAAUGUUUUGACGUGGAUACUUAUUUUAGAAAAUUGUGUGCCCGAAACCGCUCUGGUUGUGAAAAAGUAGGUAAGGUGCGCCCCGUACAAAUUUGUGUGGUUUUAUUAACCUGAAACCUUAAGUGAAAUCAAAGAUAAGAAACGGACACAAUUCAAAAUAAACUAAGAAUAUGGCUGAAAAUGAAAGCCAUUCCAAGAUCAAGAAGAGGAAAGCCUUCCUUUCUGAUAGUGAGGAUGAUGAAGUGUUAAAGAAACAUAAGGCUGCUGAUUCAGAUGAACCUACAGAUAGAGAAGUGGAUUUACAUGGGAAAAUUCCAGAGAAAUAUGCAAUGGAUUCCCAGCAGCCAAUAGAAGGCAAGAAGAAUGGCAAAUAUGAAAAGUUUGUAGAAAAUGGUUUGACUGAUUCAGACAGUGCCGGUACUGACGUCGAACCGACUACUGAUGACGAAUGUCCUCAGCCUAACCGUAGACCGAAAAAGAAAAGGAAAAUAAGCAUUAAAAAUGAGAGGAGGUCAAGGAAUAACUUACAAGUAGGAAGUAGCUCAGAAUCAGAUGAUGAGGGCCCUCUUUCUCCAAAGUCACCAUCAUCGAAGAAGUCCUUCAGGAGACGUAGGACAAUUUCUGGAGGAAAAGCUCCCAGCAAAAAGAGUUCUGAUUCUGAAAGUUACAAAACAGAUUCUGAAUCUGAUGAAGACUCUCAAAACCUAGAACCAAGUAAAGGCAGUACUACUACUACUGAGAUGAGACCUAGAGGCAAAGAACAUGGAACUACAUCACAAGCACGAAAAGAGAGGAAGCAUGCCAAGGACAAGGUAGAGGAGGGCAGUAGUGACUCAGAGGACGACGUACCUCUCCAAAAACCGAAACACCAUUCCUCAUCGGAAGGAUCAGAACGGGCAACCAAAUAUAAUGAGGAGCAUGUGUCUCCGAAAAAAGACAAGUGUGAAGCGACCACUGAAUCAAAGAAGGUUAUUGACAUAGAUACACUAAGCUCUUCCAGUCAGUGUUCAAAUCCUAAAGGACCCCACAAGAGAGAGAAAACAGAGAGAAAUAUGAAACAAGAGAGCAGCAGUGAUGGAGGCAAGGUAAAAACAGAUCCUGAAACAUCAGAUGACUCUGAAGAUGAGACUCCCAGGAAUACAGAUGCAGCAAAACAUGGAAGUACGUCAGGGGACUCUGACAGUGAACCUUUAAUCAAAGGGAAGCCCAAUAGGGAGGAGAUAAAGAAGGAGAAGAUAAAGAAGGAGGAAAGUUCAAAUGACUCAGGAUCUGAUUCAAGUCAUGUAGAGAAAACAGCAAAGGGUGCAGAGGCUAAAAGAAGAUCUGAGAGCCCUUUAAACAAUGCCAAGAAUAAGAAACUUCAUAAUGACUCGGAUAGCAGUUCAAGCAAAGAAAGUACAAAGAAAGAGAAACGACGGAAAAAUAAGCUACCAGAUGAGGACAAACGAAUUAUAUCUCUUAAGAAAUACCUGAAGAUAGCAGGUAUUCGUGUUCACAACUAUUCAGAUCUGUGGAAGGAUUGCCGCAGUAACAAAGCGAGAGCACAGAAGUUGCUGUCACUCCUUGAGGAGAAUGGUCUCAAAGGGCGACCAACUAUAGAAAAGUGCAAGAAACUCAGAAAGAAGAUUGAAACCCGAAGGGAAGUGGAGGAAUUGGACUUGGCAAAUGUCAUGGAAUGUGGAGAAGGCAGAACUCGGCGUUCAAGGCAAAGAACGUCUAUUUCACAAGAGCUUCCUAAUGAAACUCCGCAGACAUCUUCAGAUGUAAGGAAGCGCCUCCAAGUGCUAGCUGAUAGUGAUUCAUCUGAAUCGGACUAAUACAUAUGCAGAUUAUCAGAUUCUUUUUUAAGAGUCAGAUAUUUUAGGGCAGAUGUUGUUUGAAUAAUUUCAUAAUUCUUUUUGUAGAAUGUAUGUACAUAGCUGCAAGUAUAAGUUCCAUGUAAUAGCACAACAGAAGAUGCUAAUAAUUGGAUGUGUUCCCAGAAUAUCAUGACUAAAGGCUGAUAUUCUCCAUAAACAAAGAUUUUUACUCAUCUUUACCUCAUUAGUUAAUAUUUAAGUUCUAGUUUUAGCGUCAUAUUUCUGUAGACAAGAUUUUGUACACAUUAUUCUUAAGAAAAAGAGAUUUGUUUUUAGUCAUAGACAUAGUUUAAGAAUUUAAAGUUUACUUUGUAGCUUGACACUAAUGAAUUGUACAGUAAAUAGUUUGUAGCAAUAGUAAAUCUGUGUUAAACUUAAUAA
Molecule: messenger RNA, 2483 nt
Organism: Schistocerca gregaria
Lineage: Eukaryota; Metazoa; Arthropoda; Insecta; Orthoptera; Acrididae
Exons: 5
Coding region: 414-2060 (548 amino acids)
Cellular component (GO): nucleus
Source: RefSeq, a predicted model, not a curated record